AGACAAAAGUAGCAUCAAAGUCAAUAUCUAUGUUCUUUCUUUAGCUCACCUGCGAAGCAAACAAAGAAUCUCUCUCUCUAACGGAGAACUGUCGUGGUGGUUAUGGCUCCAGCGGAGGUAAUACUCGUCGACGUCGUCUUCAUAGACGGCGUACUCGGGAUGGUGAAGUUGACUGGCGACGGAGUUUUACAGGCGAUCGAGUACGGUGAACCCAGCCGUUACUGGACGGUGAAGAAAGACGUUCUUGGUUUCGUCGUCGAAGGUAAAGAGAUAAGAAUAAAGACAGUGGUGGAGAGAGAGGAAGGUAUCUGUUGCGGGGAGUUUGGUGGAGACUAUUCCAGAAAAGACUUCGUCUUUGAGACUUUCUCUGAAGAUGCUAGAAAUAGAUUCUGCUUCAGGCUUCGUCAAUACCUUGACUCUCUUGCGUCAGCGUUCAAAACUUACACCUAUGUCCAGGGCAAAUACACCGCUGGCGGGACAAAACCUAUUUGUUUUCCCAGACGCUGCGGCAAAUAUAAUAAUUAAACUUGACGCUGAAAGGUAGCAGCGUCAGCGACCUCCGCUAAUUAUGUCUCCGUCAACUUGUUGGCGUCAGAUUUAGUUUUCAAAACUCGAUCAAUUUGCCGGUGUCAUAGGGAUUUUUUUUGACGCAGCCGCUGACCGCUGCGAAAAUUAAAAGAACAGGGCUACGGUGAUGAAGAAACUCUAUGACAAUUCUAAAAUAGGUAAGUCUUUUGUUGAAAUUGUAGGUCGGCCUAAGAGGUUGCUUGUGUUUGUGAACCCUUUUGGCGGGAAGAAAUCGGCUAAGAAGAUAUUUGAAAAGGAAGUGAAGCCAUUGUUUGAAGAUGCUGACAUUCAGCUUGAUGUUCAAGAAACCAAGUAUCAGUUGCAUGCAAAGGAAAUGGUUAGGUCCAUGGAUGUAUCAAAGUACGAUGGUAUUGUUUGUGUCAGUGGCGAUGGUGUCCUUGUUGAGGUUGUAAAUGGACUGCUUCAACGAGAAGACUGGAAAACUGCCUUCAAAUUGCCAAUUGGAAUAAUCCCUGCAGGAACUGGUAAUGGCAUGAUAAAGUCAUUGUUGGAUCCAGUUGGGCUUCAGUGCUGUGCAAAUAGUGCUACUAUCUCUAUUAUCCGAGGCCAUACACGUUCUUUAGAUGUGGCUACUAUCUCACAAGGAACUACCAAAUUCUUCAGCGUCUUGAUGCUUGCUUGGGGUUUAGUGGCUGAUAUAGACAUCGAGUCAGAGAAGUUCAGAUGGAUGGGCAGUGCUCGCAUUGACUUCUAUGCCAUUCAAAGGAUAAUAAGUUUAAGACAAUACAAUGGACGAGUUUUGUUUCUACCGGCUCCUGGGUUUGAAAGCUAUGGGCAGCCAGCUAGUUUCUGUCUAUACAAAGAGACACCUGUUAGCAAUAAUAAGGCGCUUGGAUACCAAGGACCUGAUACAAAAUUUGAAGAUUUUGAAUGGAGAGAAAUCAAAGGCCCUUUUGUUUCCGUAUGGCUUCAUAAUGUGCCAUGGGGUGCUGAGAACAAUUUGGUUGCUCCUGCAGCAAAGUUUUCCGAUGGCUUCUUGGACUUGAUUGUCUUGAAAAACUGUCCUAAGCUAGCUUUGCUGUCACUAAUGACACAGAUAAGUGAGGGAACUCAUGUUGAAUCACCAUAUGUAGCAUAUCUAAAGGUGAAGGCAUUUGCACUUGAACCGGGUGCAUUGGUAGGUGAACCAGACAAGGAAGGAAUCAUAGAUGCAGAUGGAGAGGUAUUGGCAAGGGGAAGAAGAUCUUACAAAUGUGAGCAAGUUGCUUUGAUGUCUUACGACAAGCUUCAAAUAACAGUUGAUCAAGGUUUAGCUACUCUCUUCUCUCCUGAGUACUGAUAAAUGUUACAACACUACACGUGAGAUAUGAAGACACCUUAACAUCAUAAUUCAUACACACUGAUUGAGCUUUUCUAUCUUUCACUUAUUGUAAAUGUUGUUCCCUUGUGGUUGGUGUAAUUUAAUUGUUUCACAUGUACAUGUAACAUUAUUUGGAAAUGAGAAUCACA
Eruca vesicaria subsp. sativa (arugula) is the source of this 2037-nucleotide messenger RNA. NCBI's taxonomy places the organism in Eukaryota, Viridiplantae, Streptophyta, Magnoliopsida, Brassicales, Brassicaceae. The record is from the annotation of a GenBank genome assembly.